CGCAGAUGAGGAGGAGGCGGCGGCCGCGGUGGCAGAAAAGGCGGCGGCGGCGGGGGUAGGGAGCCUGGAAACGCAAGCGGGGAUGGUAGGUGGUUUGGACCCGCCGGGCCGCCGUCGUUUCCAGAAAGGGUUUGACUGGAGGAACCUCUGGAGCAGCUGUUGGCUGGCUCCUCUAACUGAUGGCAUGUUGAAGUACAUGGGCCAGCAGCAACGAGGGCAUCAGAUCCAGAGGGGGCCACUCUAGAGGCCAGGCCAUCACCACCAUGGGCCAGUGUGUCACCAAGUGCAAGAAUCCUUCAUCAACCUUGGGCAGCAAGAAUGGAGAUCGUGACCCUAGCAGCAAGUCACACAGCAGGCGGGGAGCUGGCCACCGUGAGGAACAGGUGCCACCUUGUGGCAAACCAGCUGGGGAUAUCCUUGUCAAUGGGACCAAGAAAGCAGAGGCUGCCACUGAGGCCUGCCAGCUGCCAACAUCUUCUGGAGAUGCUGGGAGGGAGUCCAAGACCAAUGCUGAGGAGUCUUCCUUGCAGAGGUUGGAAGAACUGUUCAGGCGCUACAAGGACGAGCGGGAGGAUGCAAUCUUGGAGGAAGGCAUGGAGCGCUUUUGCAAUGACCUAUGUGUUGAUCCUACGGAAUUUCGAGUGCUGCUCUUGGCCUGGAAGUUCCAGGCGGCUACCAUGUGCAAAUUCACCAGGAAGGAGUUUUUUGAUGGCUGUAAAGCAAUAAGUGCAGACAGCAUUGAUGGGAUCUGUGCACGGUUCCCUAGCCUCUUAACAGAAGCCAAACAAGAAGAUAAAUUCAAGGAUCUCUACCGGUUUACAUUUCAGUUUGGCCUGGACUCUGAAGAAGGGCAGCGCUCACUGCAUCGUGAAAUAGCCAUUGCCCUGUGGAAACUAGUAUUUACCCAGAACAAUCCUCCUGUAUUGGACCAAUGGCUAAAUUUUCUAACAGAGAACCCCUCGGGAAUCAAGGGCAUCUCCCGGGACACUUGGAACAUGUUUCUCAACUUCACUCAGGUGAUUGGCCCUGACCUCAGCAACUACAGUGAAGACGAGGCCUGGCCGAGUCUCUUUGACACCUUUGUGGAGUGGGAAAUGGAUCGGAGGAGAAGAGAAGCAGAGGGGAGAGGUACACUCAGCUCAGGGCCCGAGGGCUUGUGUCCAGAGGAGCCGCACUGAGGAUCUGCCUGCUGCCCUGAGGAAUUGGACCUUUCUGGAAAUUACUGAAGAUCCGGAUAUUUUCUACUUUACACCUUUCUCUGCCUUGUAUUUGAAAGGGCUCUAAAAUGCUGUAUCAUGUUUUAGGCACUUUCUUCAUUUUUUUGGUUAUUUUGGUUAUUUCUUUUUUGGGCGAGAAAUCCCCCAAAAUAUUUGAACCUGGCUACAUGUUGUGUACCUUUUUUGAAGCCUUCAGAUAGAAUAAGCCUGCCAUUUCUUGCACAAAUGUAUUAGAUUCGUUUUGGUUUUG
Messenger RNA from Chionomys nivalis (European snow vole), 1467 nucleotides. It is a transcript of the gene Dcun1d3, whose product is annotated as defective in cullin neddylation 1 domain containing 3. The transcript is spliced from 3 exons. Gene Ontology annotation, molecular function: cullin family protein binding; ubiquitin conjugating enzyme binding; ubiquitin-like protein binding. NCBI's taxonomy places the organism in Eukaryota, Metazoa, Chordata, Mammalia, Rodentia, Cricetidae. Bases 264 to 1178 code for a protein of 304 amino acids. Gene Ontology annotation, biological process: protein neddylation; positive regulation of ubiquitin-protein transferase activity. Gene Ontology annotation, cellular component: ubiquitin ligase complex. The record is from RefSeq and is a predicted model, not a curated record.